This is a messenger RNA of Dunckerocampus dactyliophorus (ringed pipefish), 1274 nucleotides long. RefSeq names its product SDS3 homolog, SIN3A corepressor complex component (gene suds3). The record is from RefSeq and is a predicted model, not a curated record. Gene Ontology annotation, cellular component: Sin3-type complex. Gene Ontology annotation, molecular function: histone deacetylase binding. The coding region runs from base 245 to 1105 and encodes 286 amino acids. Gene Ontology annotation, biological process: negative regulation of transcription by RNA polymerase II. The transcript is spliced from 13 exons. Lineage: Eukaryota; Metazoa; Chordata; Actinopteri; Syngnathiformes; Syngnathidae.
UAUUUUGCCAAGGGGGAAUACAUGGCUUCGACCGCUUUGCUCUCGCCCAUGGUGGAUUACUACAACGACGAAGAAGAGCUCGACAGCGUGGACGACGACGACGACCGCAGCUUCAGAGGCAGAGACUCGGAAGAAGCUACGUAACUGGCAGCAAGCAGGCGCUCGGUGUCCGGCGUCCUGCCCUUUUCACGCCAUUCAUUGAGACGCCAAAGAGACAGACAGACAGACGAGGGAGGGGGACGCGAUGACAGCCAUCCAAGACACGGAAGAUGCCAGCGAAACCGACCUCGCCAAGCACGAUGAGGACGACUAUGUGGAGAUCAAGGAGCAAAUGUACCAGGACAAACUGGCCUCCUUGAAAAGACAACUGCAGCAAUUACAAGAAGGCACACUGCAGGAGUACCAGAAGAGGAUGAAGAAGUUGGACCAGCAGUACAAAGAGAGGCUCCGCAAUGCAGAUCUGUUUCUUCAGCUUGAGACGGACCAGGUGGACAGGAACUACGUCAAGGAGAAGAAGGCAGCGGUGAAGGAGUUCGAUGACAAGAAGGUGGAACUGAAGGAGAACCUCAUCGCCGAGCUGGAGGAGAAGAAGAAGAUGAUAGAGAAUGAGAAACUAACCAUGGAGCUAACGGGUGAUUCCAUGGAGGUGAAACCCAUCAUGACACGGAAGCUGAGGAGACGACCCAACGACCCGGUGCCUAUCCCUGACAAACGAAGAAAGCCGGCACCUGCGCAGCUGAAUUACCUUCUCACGGACGAUCAGAUCAUGGAAGACCUGAGAACGUUAAAUAAGCUCAAGUCACCCAAGCGAGCAGUGUCCCCCUCGUCCCCGGAGCACGUGCCCUCCGCCCCCAUGGAGUACCCGUCCCAGCGCUUCGAGGCUCGCAUCGAGGAGGGACGCCUCUACUACGACAAAAGAUGGUACCACAAGAGCCAGGCCGUCUAUCUGGAGUCUAAAGACAACACAAAGAUCAGCUGCGUCAUCAGCUCAGUGGGCACCAAUGAGAUUUGGGUGAGGAAAACGAGCGACAGCACAAAGAUGAGGAUCUACCUGGGCCAGCUGCAAAGGGGGGCCUUCGUCAUCCGGCGGCGCUCGGCGGCGUGAGAAUGUCAUUGCCGCCAUCACACUGUACUUUUUUACCCAAAUUUGGACAUUUAUGUAACCCCCCAACCUGUACACCCUGCUCCAUCUUACACAUGUCUCAUCCGCUUUUAUUUGUUUUUCUAUUUUUCUCAGAAUAAACGUGAUUCCAUUGAAGACGUGAGCGACGCUA